Molecule: messenger RNA, 609 nt
Organism: Halteromyces radiatus
Lineage: Eukaryota; Fungi; Mucoromycota; Mucoromycetes; Mucorales; Cunninghamellaceae
Product: ankyrin repeat-containing domain protein
Exons: 3
Coding region: 1-609 (202 amino acids)
Molecular function (GO): protein binding
Source: RefSeq, a predicted model, not a curated record
AUGCUAUUUGACGAACGUGAAGAAACCCUAAGAGAGGUGUGUGCACUUGGAAAUACAAAAGCUGUGCAACACUUUAUUCAUGGUGGUGUCAAAAUCAACUCCCAAAACAAGAUGAACGGAUGGACUGCAUUACAUUGGGCAAGUCAUCGUGGACAAGAAGAUAUUGUACGACUAUUACUUAGUAAUGGAGCCGAUCCCACCAUCAAGACCAAUAAAGGACAAACGGCAUUGGAUCUAUGUAGUGAUCGAUAUCCCAAUAUAUUAACCAUGCUUGAAUCACAACAAGUAGAACGAACGUCUAUUGGACCUGAACCUUCCUUACCCAUUGUACCUGCUUAUAUGAAAGAACCUGAUUUGGAAAAAUCCUGGUUGAUGCCUGAUGAAUUCUCAGAAAACAAAAUAGAUAAAGUGAUUCGACAGGAAACAGCCAAAGAUAUGUUGAAGAACGAAGGCGACAAAAAAUCAACCGCGUCACCCACUUCUCAAACGUCAAAAAAAGAAGUACUGGUUUAUUUGAAAACAAGAUCUGAUGAUAGUAUCCUUGGAAGUGUAUUUUUAAAGAAUGAAACGAUGACAACAAUUAUUGAGCAACUGAAAGAUGUAAAGUGA